AUGUUGGAGGAUGCCCUCAAGCACCACCGGAAGGCUUUUUCCGAGUUAACGUUCGAAAAGCUCGUUACGCACCGACCCAGGUUAGCUUCAGACUUGGCCAUCCCUUACUUUGGUAUUCCACAGUUCCAAUGGACGAAGCACGUGCUAAACCCAGCAUUUGGCGACUUGCAGGAGGAAGAGGAGGAGGGAAGCGUGAGCCCUUCGCCGCCAUGGAUAACCAAGGAGAUCUUUCAUUUUCUGCGUAUAGCUAGUUCUGGUAGUGUUCCGUCGCCAGUGAGCAACUCCUUCGAUGUUGACGUGCGUUCGCACUACACUGACUGGCUGAAGCAGUCCAAGCCUUCUGUCGACCAGGCUCAAGUCUUCGGUAGGGACUGGCUGUCCAAUUGCUGA
Colletotrichum gloeosporioides is the source of this 390-nucleotide messenger RNA. RefSeq lists its product as uncharacterized. The record is from RefSeq and is a predicted model, not a curated record. NCBI's taxonomy places the organism in Eukaryota, Fungi, Ascomycota, Sordariomycetes, Glomerellales, Glomerellaceae. The transcript has a single exon. The coding region runs from base 1 to 390 and encodes 129 amino acids.